AUGGCAGUCCGCGCGCAAUUUGAAAACUCCAACGAAGUCGGCGUCUUUGCCCGCCUGACCAACUCAUAUGCGAUUGUCGCCAUCGGCGCUUCAGAGAACUUCUACAGUGUAUUCGAGGCGGAACUCCAGGAUGUCAUCCCCAUCUGUCAUGCUACUAUUGCCGGCACCCGGAUCGUCGGUCGUCUAACAGCGGGUAACCGUAAAGGCCUUCUCGUCCCCACAACGACAACAGACCAGGAACUGCAACAUCUGCGGAAUACGCUGCCAGACGAUGUGAAGAUCCAACGGAUAGAGGAGCGGCUCUCGGCGCUGGGUAAUGUCAUCUGCUGCAAUGACCAUGUAGCAUUGGUGCAUCCGGAUCUUGAGCGGGAAACAGAGGAAAUAAUCGCAGACGUCCUCGGCGUCGAAGUCUUCCGGCAAACCAUCGCCGAUAACGUGCUGACGGGCUCGUACAUGGCCCUCUCCAACCAGGGCGGUAUCGUCCACCCCAAAACCUCCGUCCGGGAUCAGGAUGAGCUCUCCUCCCUACUCCAGGUGCCCCUCGUCGCGGGCAGUGUCAACCGCGGCAGCCCUGUCGUCGGCGCCGGCAUGGUCGUUAACGACUGGCUGGCCGUCACCGGUCUCGACACCACCGCGACCGAGUUGAGUGUGGUCGAGUCUGUCUUCCGGCUGGGCGAGAUGGGUCCUCGCGGUCUGGGGAUGGGCAAUGUCAACAAGGAGAGUAUCGUGGAGAGUUUCUACUAA
Aspergillus udagawae is the source of this 744-nucleotide messenger RNA. Its product is annotated as translation initiation factor 6. Gene Ontology annotation, cellular component: cytosol; preribosome, large subunit precursor; nucleolus. Gene Ontology annotation, biological process: ribosomal subunit export from nucleus; maturation of 5.8S rRNA; cytosolic ribosome assembly. Gene Ontology annotation, molecular function: ribosomal large subunit binding. The transcript has 5 exons. The record is from RefSeq and is a predicted model, not a curated record. Bases 1 to 744 code for a protein of 247 amino acids. NCBI's taxonomy places the organism in Eukaryota, Fungi, Ascomycota, Eurotiomycetes, Eurotiales, Aspergillaceae.